Molecule: messenger RNA, 1018 nt
Organism: Aedes aegypti (yellow fever mosquito)
Lineage: Eukaryota; Metazoa; Arthropoda; Insecta; Diptera; Culicidae
Product: glycine-rich protein 5
Exons: 1
Coding region: 112-462 (116 amino acids)
Source: RefSeq, a predicted model, not a curated record
CGGGAUUGCAACAAGAGUCAGUCAAUUGCAUCUCAUUCAGUUUUACAUUACUAAAGCGCAUCCCGCGUCGAAUUUUCUGUUACACUAAACCCUCAGCAUCCAUCCGAGAUCAUGAACUCGUUGUCCGUAUUCGUCCUGCUAGCAAGUGCUAUUGCCAUGGUUAGCUGUGCUCCACAGUUCGGAGCUUCCGGAGCAGGUGCCCAAGCUGCGUCUCAAGGUAUGGGAAUGGGCACUGGAUUUAUGCCCCAUGGCCAUGGAAUGGGAAUGUCUGGAUCAGCUGCUCACGCCGGAGCACAAUCCCACUCGAUGGGUCACGGACCGUUCCCGGGAGGCAUGGGCAUGAGUGCCUCGGCUGCCAACGCUGGUGCGCAAAGUUUUGGCCAGGGAGGACCGUUCGGUGGCCUCAGUGGAUCUAUGGCCAACGCUGGAGCCCAAAGCAUGGGACAAGGAUUCGGCGGAUAAAUAAAUUAACUGGCGAUUAGCUGAAUUUACUGGUAUUUAAGCUGUGUAAUAUGAUAGAACUUAGUUAUGUUUGAAGGUGCGAUGAUUUUAUAAAGGAUAUUUAUUGAAACUGAAUAUAACAGUGUAGUUUAAAUCUUACGUGAAUACAGGAUGACAAAUAGUUCGGAAAACACCCUUAAAUGUAUUUUAACUAACUAUGAGUAGACCGUGACUUGAACAGAAGCUGAUCAUUUUAAUAUUUAUCUGGACCAUGGUCGAAAUAAAGUGAGAUCGGGGGAAAGUUGGGAUGGCUGCCGAGCCACCAUAUCUACUUCAUGGUUGGCAAUGUGAUAAAUCAUUAAAAACAACUUUCCACAGAUGAAGUGUCAUUUAACAACUUUUUCAAAUCUGAUCAAAAAGCUCAACAACAUUUAAAUGUCUGGGAACAAUUAUAAACAGCCUUAACUUAUUAGAGCACUGUGGGGCAAGAGGGUUUCGGGUCAUUUGGCCGAAUGUCGUUUGGCCGAACGUCAUUUGCCCGAAAGGGUCAUUCGGCCCAAUGCCGUUUGGCCGAUAU